UCAGCCACUUCUGCUUUUGAACACUGAACAUGUGGUUUCUCAAGUUUGCCAUAUUUAUUUGGAUCCUAUACGCACAAAUUAACGAUUCAGAUGCUUUCAUAUGCUCAAAAGGCCAAAGGGUGAAGGUAUCACCAACAGGAACCAAAUCAUGUACAACUUGUGAGACCGAUCAAUUCCAACCUGAAACAACCACAUCCCAGUAUUGUAAACCGUGUCUAAAAUGCGUCAAAGAGAUGGGAAGUGAGAUUUCGCAGAUAUGUACAUCAGAACAAAACAGAAAAUGUAAAUGUCGGGAGAAUUUUGUUCCCCUGGAAGAUGACUCAUCCACCUGUAAAUGUGCCACUGGGUUUACUCUACGAAGUAACGAGUGUGUGAAAGAGGAAAAAAAGAUCCCACUUAGAGCCACUACACCUAUCCAAAGAUUUCUGACUGCUGCGAUCUCCCCACGGCCACAAGAGGGGACUCAAGAACCUGCUCACAACAUUAAUACUGCUACUGUAACUACUAUAACAACUACUGUUUCUACUACAACCGGUCCUCAGCGGUUUCCAGUCACAACAGAGAGGACGAGGCAUUCACCUACCUCCAAUAUUGUUGUGGGCUUUGUAUUUGUGACUGUUGCAUUACUAGUACUGACUGCUUUAAUCUGCAAACAAAAUAUACUGCCACGCAUGAAGAGGAGAUCAGAGCAAACUAGAGACGCUUCGUUCCGCAUGCCAGUGGAGGAAAGUGGAGACGGCAGUCAGGAUUCUCUCAAACAAAACCAAGAGGAACCAUAAGAAUGAGCAGAAAUUUGACAGAUGGAAUAAACGGUUGAGGAAUUUCAGCAUCAUUUUUCAAAAGUCAGUUAACACUACACUUUUAAUUAGCUUUAAUAAAACAUGAGCGAAGACUUAAUCCAUAAUGAACAGAUAUGUUUUUAAGAAUGAUUCAGGCUUAGUGACUAAUUAAGUAAUAAUCAAUUAAUACCUCAGCC
Periophthalmus magnuspinnatus is the source of this 976-nucleotide messenger RNA. RefSeq names its product tumor necrosis factor receptor superfamily member 4-like. Gene Ontology annotation, molecular function: signaling receptor activity; cytokine binding. Gene Ontology annotation, biological process: regulation of cell population proliferation. The record is from RefSeq and is a predicted model, not a curated record. The transcript has 6 exons. Lineage: Eukaryota; Metazoa; Chordata; Actinopteri; Gobiiformes; Gobiidae. The coding region runs from base 30 to 779 and encodes 249 amino acids. Gene Ontology annotation, cellular component: external side of plasma membrane.